Messenger RNA from Mizuhopecten yessoensis (Yesso scallop), 5027 nucleotides. RefSeq names its product structural maintenance of chromosomes protein 2-like. Gene Ontology annotation, cellular component: chromosome. Gene Ontology annotation, molecular function: protein binding; ATP hydrolysis activity; ATP binding. The record is from RefSeq and is a predicted model, not a curated record. The transcript has 24 exons. Lineage: Eukaryota; Metazoa; Mollusca; Bivalvia; Pectinida; Pectinidae. The coding region runs from base 111 to 3740 and encodes 1209 amino acids. Gene Ontology annotation, biological process: chromosome organization.
UGCGCAUAUGUUAUAAAUAAAUGAGCGCCAGAUUCGAGGGCUGCUGUUUAAAACAUCAACAAUUCAUCACAUGCAUGAUUCUACGAUUUAAAAUAACUGUGUAAAUCAGUAUGCAUAUAAAGACGGUCGUGAUCGACGGCUUCAAGUCCUACGCACAAAGGACUGAAGUCAGUGGCUUCGAUCCCCUCUUCAACGCAAUCACGGGUUUGAAUGGAAGUGGAAAGUCUAACAUUUUGGACUCGAUUUGUUUUCUUCUCGGCAUUACAAAUUUGUCUCAUGUGCGUGCAACAAAUUUACAAGAACUGGUGUACAAGAAUGGUCAAGCUGGUAUCACAAAGGCAACUGUCAGCAUUACAUUUGAUAACAUGGACAAGAAACAGAGUCCUCUUGGAUAUGAACAGUAUAAUGAGUUCACUGUCACAAGACAGGUUGUGAUAGGUGGCAGGAAUAAAUAUCUCAUCAAUGGUAGCAAUGCUAACAACACCCGAGUCCAGGACUUGUUCAGGUCUGUCCAGCUAAAUGUCAACAACCCACACUUCCUCAUCAUGCAGGGGCGGAUAACUAAAGUCCUCAAUAUGAAACCUCCUGAGAUUUUGUCUAUGAUUGAGGAGGCAGCAGGAACUAGAUUGUACGAGAGUAAAAAGGAAGCAGCUCAAAAAACCAUUGAGAAAAAGGAUGCUAAAUUAAGAGAAAUUGAUAUGAUUUUAAAAGAAGACAUUGCACCAACUCUUAGUAAGCUGAAGGAGGAGCGAUCAUCUUAUUUGGAGUAUCAGAAGAUUAUACGGGAGUUAGAACAUCUUAACAAACUCUACAUAGCCUACCAGUUUGUUUGUGCUGAGGAAAGGAGAAAGAAAUCAGCUGAAGAAUUGUUAGAGAUGCAGGAAGGGAUCAAGUCUCUGAAGGACAGGAUGGUGGAGAUUGAUGGUAAAGUUAAAGAAUUGGAUGGAGUGAUUGAUGCUCUACAGCGUAAGAGGGACCAAGAGUCGGGUAGUGUGAUGCAAAAGUUAGAAGAAAACCUAAAUGAACAGAAGAAAGCAGAGGCUCGGGCACAGAGUGCCAUAGACAACAAGAAGGAAGGCCUGAAAGCAGAGCAGAAAAAGCGAAAAGAGCUCACCAAACACUCCGAGGAGGACAAAAAAGCACUGCAAGCCAAGGAGAAAGAGUGUGGUAAGGUGGAUGGUACGCUGGAGAAGCUACAGGAGCAGAGUAAGAGUGACCAGGAGGCUCAUGUGGCAGCCCAGAAACACUACCAGGCUGCAACCUCUGGUCUAUCUAAAAAUAUAGAUGGAGAGGAUGCCAGUCUUAACGACCAGCUCAUGACUGCCAAGAAUGAGAUCAGUACAGCAGAGACAGAGACAAAGCAAGCUCAAAUGAGGCUAAAACAUGCCCAACAAGAGAUCAAGAAGAAGCAGGCAGACCUGAAGAAAACUGAACAGGGGUACAAAAAGGACCAAACCGCUUAUGAAGCUAUUGCCAAAAACAUGACUGCCCUUGAGGCAGAGAUGAAGAAGUUAGGAUUUGAAGAAGGUAAAGAUGACAAGUUGUCUGCAGAGAGGAGAAGCCUCGGUCAGGAAGUUCAGCAGUUACAGGAGAAACUGGAGACCCUGGAGGCUAGAUUUCCACAACUGCAGUUUGAGUACAGAGAUCCUGAGAAGAACUUUGACAGGAGUAAGGUGCAUGGACUUGUAUGUAAACUGAUCAAGGUCGUGGAUGUGAGGAACGCCACAGCUUUGGAAGUCUCUGCUGGAGGGAAGUUGUACAAUGUGGUCGUAGACACAGAGGUGACUGGCAAGAAGCUGCUACAGAAGGGAGAGUUACGUCGACGCUACACAAUCAUUCCUCUCAACAAGAUAUCUGCACGCAGUAUCAACACUGACACCGUCAAGCGUGCUGAACAACUGGUUGGGAAGGACAAUGUAAACACUGCUCUGUCUCUGAUUGGGUAUGAGAAGGAUCUUAAAGCUGCCAUGGAGUUUGUGUUUGGCUCAGCCUUUGUAUGUAAGGAUAUGGAUACUGCCAAAAAAGUCACCUUUGACGAGAGGGUGAUGAAGAAAUCCGUGACAUUAGAGGGCGACUCAUUUGAUCCUGCUGGCACACUCACUGGAGGUGCCCGGGCUCAGACCAGUUCUAUCCUGGAGAAACUACAAGCAUUCCAGGACAUUCAAGGGGAGCUCCACACCAAACAACAGAGACUGUCCGAGGUGGAGCGGGAACUGAAUGCUCUCACUAAGACUGCAGAGAAAUUUACAAGCAUGAAGCAAAAAUAUGAUCUGAAAGUGCAAGAAGCAGAACUUGUGAAAGCAAGAUUGGAGCAGAGUUCUCAUCACCAACAGCUUGAGGAGAUCAAUGCUCUGCAAGCCUCCAUAGAGGAACAAGAGGAGCUGCUGAAGAAAGCUAAGGAGACACAGGACAAGGCAUCUAAGAAGGUGAAGGACCUGGACAACAAGAUCAAGAAUGCCAAGGCUGUGAGGGAGCAGGAACUCAAGGAGGCCCAGGAGGCCGUCACAAAGGCCAAGAAAAAGAUGGAGGAAUCCAGCAAACUGAUGAAGGAGAAAUACCAGGAGGUAGACAGUCUAAAGCUGGAGAUAGAGGAACUAAAGAAAGGAAUUAAGGGAUACGAGGAACAGCUGGCAACAGUGGCCGAGACCAUUACACAGUAUGAGGCCCAACUAGAGGAACUCGCAGAGAAGGCAAAGGAAAGCAAGGCGUUGGUGAAGGAAGCUCAGUCAGAGCUGAACAAACAGAAGGAACUGUUGAAGACUUGUAAUGCAGAUAUCAACCAGAAGGUGGAGGAGCAGCGUAAUCUUGCCAAGGAGCACCAUGCUGCCGAACUCAAGAUCCAAGAGCUGGAACACAAGAUGUCUAAAUUCCAGAGUGACUCCCAGGCUGCUGCCAGACAGGUUGAAAACCUGCUCCAAUCCUAUCACUGGAUUAUGGACGAGAAGAAAUACUUUGGCCAGGCAAACACUGCCUAUGACUUCAAGGCUAAUGACCCCAAGGAGGCAGAGAGGCGGAUACUGAAGCUGCAGGAGAUGAAGGACAAACUGUCGAAGAAUGUCAACAUGAGGGCAAUGAACAUGUUAGGAAAGGCAGAGGAACAGUAUGCUGACUUGAUAAAGAAGAGAAAGAUUGUACUACACGAUAAAGCUAAGAUUGCUGCAGUCAUAUCAGAACUAGAUCAAAAGAAAAACGAGGCGUUAAAAAAGGCAUGGGAGCAGGUCAACAAGGACUUUGGUUCGAUUUUCUCCACAUUGUUACCUGGAGCGUGUGCCAAACUGAUGCCUCCAGAAGGCCAAUCUGUCCUAGAUGGUUUAGAGGUCAAGGUUGGAUUUGGAGAUGUGUGGAAAGAAUCCCUUGGUGAACUCAGUGGGGGUCAAAGGUCACUGAUCGCCCUCUCCCUGAUUCUGGCCAUGUUGCUGUUCAAACCAGCACCAAUCUAUAUCCUGGAUGAAGUGGACGCUGCUUUAGACAUCUCGCACACACAGAACAUCGGUCAGAUGAUCCGAUCCCACUUCAAACACUCACAGUUUAUUGUGGUGUCCUUGAAGGAUGGUAUGUUCAAUAAUGCCAAUGUUUUAUACAAGACAAGAUUUGUGGAUGGCGUUUCAACAGUGACGCGAUAUGUACAACACUCCAGGUCUGGGUCCUCUUCUGUGGUUGCCAACAAAGAAAAUGAAAAAGUGGUAAACAAGAAAAAACAGAACUCCAAACGUGCGCGACUUGAAGAAAUCACGAACUGACCUAUAUCAGACAACAACAAGGAGAUUUCAAACAAUAAUUGUAAAAGUUGUAUUUCAACAUAUUCUUGUCAUGUGGUUUUAAAGGUUUACUAUGGAACCGGAUGAAAUACCAUAGUUAUCAAUGAAUGUGUUAUUUAUUACAAACUCCACAUGGACAAUUCACAUCCAUAAUUUGUUUGAAUGCACUAUUAUAGACAAUGGGUCAGGGAUAUUUUGUUAUAAUAAGCCUUGGAUUAUUAUUAUAAUGUAAAAAGUUACAUUUAUGAUGUAGGUGUCAUUGUGAACCAUUUUGUACAUUGUCAGACAUCUUGGACAGGACCUUUUGUACAUUGUCAGACAUCUUGGACAGGACCUUUUGUACAUUGUCAGACAUCUUGGACAGGACCUUUUGUACAUUGUCAGACAUCUUGGACAGGACCUUUUGUACAUUGUCAGACAUCUUGGACAGGACCUUUUGUACAUUGUCAGACAUCUUGGACAGGACCUUUUGUACAUUGUCAGACAUCUUGGACAGGACCUUUUGUACAUUGUCAGACAUCUUGGACAGGACCUUUUGUACAUUCAUACGGAUCCUCACUAUAAUAAUAGUAUGAUUGAUUUAAAUCAACACGUGGAGUACGCUCAUUUUUAUCCAAAUUUUUAAUCUUUGUUUCCGCAAAAGUACAAAACUUUAUAUUUCCACUAUUACAUACUAACACUGUUUCGUUAACAUUUCUUUGUUUCUUUCUAUCACUCUUUUUCCCUGACAUUCAGUUUUACACUCAAAACACACAGCAACUCAUUAACAAGUAAAUGCUAGAAAUGGCGAGUGACAUCAUUUCUGAUGAUGAUUUCAAUUACAUAAUUCAGAUCCAGUUUACAGUUCUUAUCACAAACCAACUUGAAAGAGUUGCGCUCUGACACAAACACACGUCUUUGCAGCCUUGGAUUUUCUCAGACAGAAUCAGAAGUGUAUUAUGCUCCACUUUGCGGAUGAUACAAGAUGAUUGAAGCAAAAAUUAUUUUGCAAACUUCUGAUUUCAUAGUAAUGCUUUAAAGUGAAUAGCAGCAAGCCUUCAAUUUAUCAUGAAAAGAAUCUUAAUGGUUCAGAGAAGGGAUCAUAUCUCACCAAGCUAAUAUUAACAUGUUUAAUUUCCAUACCAGUGUUCAUUUUCUCUCUUGUUUUUAAAUUAUCACAAUACAAUAUGCAUGUAUCUCUAACAAGGAAAAACAAAUCAUACUUUUCUAUUGCUACAUACCUAGUAUGGAUAUUUUACAUACAUAUGAAAUAAAACAUCUAUACAAACA